Fragaria vesca subsp. vesca is the source of this 1675-nucleotide messenger RNA. Its product is annotated as microtubule-associated protein 70-5-like. NCBI's taxonomy places the organism in Eukaryota, Viridiplantae, Streptophyta, Magnoliopsida, Rosales, Rosaceae. Bases 1 to 1626 code for a protein of 541 amino acids. Gene Ontology annotation, molecular function: microtubule binding. The record is from RefSeq and is a predicted model, not a curated record. Gene Ontology annotation, biological process: cytoskeleton organization. The transcript has 12 exons.
AUGGUGGCGGGUCAGGAACAACACCUACAACUUGCAGGAGGAGGAGCAGAGGACCAAUCUCUUGUCACUGCAGACCCUGUCGUCUUAGAACUCAAUCGCAUGCACAACGUACUCAAAGAAAAGAAUCGUGAGUUGGGGAUUGCUCAAGGUGAGAUCAAGGCUCUCAGAGCUACUGAAGUUCUUAAGGAUAAAGCUGCAGAAGAGCUAAGAAAUGAAGUAGAGAAGCUGGAUGAGAAACACAGACUCACGCAAACUCUUCUAGAACAAAAGAACCUUGAAAUCAAGAAACUGACAGACGAGAAAAAAGAUGCAUUGGCUGCACAAUAUGCUGCAGAAGCAACUCUUAGAAGGGUACACACAAGUCGAAAGGAUGAUGAUCUUCCUUCUCUUGAAUCUAUCAUUGCUCCACUCGAGGCUGAAAUCAAAAUGUGCAAGAAUGAGAUUGCAGCACUUCAGGAGGACAAGAAGGCUUUGGAACGUCUUACCAAGUCGAAAGAAUUGGCUCUUCUUGAGGCAGAAAGGAUAUUACGAAGUGCACUUGAAAGAGCUUUAAUAGUUGAAGAGGUUCAAAACCAAAACUUUGAAUUAAGGAGACAGAUUGAAAUCUGCCAGGAGGAAAACAGAAUCCUUGAGAGAACAAAUCGCCAAAAGGUUUUAGAGGUUGAAAAGCUUAGCCAGACUAUUCAAGAACUUGAGGAGGCCAUUUUAGCUGGAGGGGCUGCUGCCAAUGCUAUUCGUGACUACAAAAGACAAAUAGAUGAAUUGCAUGAUGAGAAGAAGACUCUGGAGAGGGAGCUAGCAAGAGUUAAAGUUUCGGCAAACCGAGUAGCCACUGUUGUUGCUAAUGAGUGGAAGGAUGAAAAUGACAAAGUUAUGCCUGUGAAACAGUGGCUGGAAGACAGAAGAUUAAUGCAGGCAGAGAUGCAACGCAUGAGGGAGAAGCUAGCAAUCUCGGAUAGAACAGCCAAGGCAGAGGCACAACUCAAGGAAAAGCUGAAGUUGAGGCUGAAGACUCUCGAAGAAGGAUUAAAGCAUGUUUCGAGUUUCUCAGUCAAUCCUAAUUCGUUUUGCCGUUCCCCUAAAACAGAAAAGUCCAGUAACUUCUUAGGAUUUCUGACAAGCCCUGGUGGAUUAGGAAAGAGAUCAACUUCACAGCCAAGAGCCUCCUCACUUAGAAGCUCCCCUCUCCAACAACCAAUUGACAGUGGUGAGAAGGAGAACACAGAAGGGAAGACAAAUACUGAUAACAACAAGAAUGAUGAUAAAACUGUUUCUGCUGAUAUUAAAACUAAAGAUGGCGCCGAUGAAGACUCGCCUAGCAAGAUAAGUAUUAACUGUGAAAGUGAGGAUGUGGUCUCAGGAUUUCUGUAUGACAGACUACAAAAGGAGGUCAUCAAUCUGAGGAGGCAUUGUGAAGUCAAAGAGACUGAUAUGACUGCGAAAGAACAAGAAAUAAAGUUGCUGAUGAAAAAGGUUGAUGCACUGACAAAAGCCAUGGAAGUGGAGUCUAAGAGAAUGAAGAGAGAAGCCAUAGCUAGAGAUAAAGAAGCUGCAGCAGCCAAGGUGGAUGAUAACAAAAAGAACAGAACUAUUAACUCAUCCAAGAGGGUAACAAAAGCAGGUUGAAAGUUUGCUUAAUUACACGGGAUUUUAUUGAAGAUCAUGCGGAGACAUA